AUGAAGCUUCGGUACGCCCUCGGGGGCGUCUGUGCCUCAAGUCUAUUACUGUCAGGUGUAUGCGCUAUUGAGCUGGACGUUAAUUCACCAGACUCGAUUAAAAACGCUGCAAAGGCACUUUCGACGAAUCUGCGGAAGCAAUACACUGGUGACAGGCCAGGCAGGGUCCCCGGCAAUCUUCCAGAUCCGUAUUAUUGGUGGGAAUGCGGUGCCAUGUUCAACGCUUUUAUUGAUUACUGGUAUUAUACUGGAGACGACCAGUAUAAUGCCAUUACGAAGCAGGCGCUGCAACAUCAGAUUGGGGACUACAAUGCCUUUAUGCCACCGAAUCAAACUAAAACCCUUGGAAACGACGACCAAGGUUUCUGGGGCAUGGCUGCCAUGUCGGCUGCUGAGAACAAAUUACCCGACCUCAAAGACGGACCUUCAUGGAUCUCUCUCACUCAGGCCGUAUUCCAGACCCAGCACGAACGAUGGGAUGCGGAGAGAUGCGGUGGCGGACUUAAGUGGCAGGUCUUUCCCACGAACUCUGGAUACGACUACAAGAACACUAUUUCUAAUGGAUGCUUCUUUAAUAUCGCUGCACGUUUAUAUAAGUAUCUUGGAAACGAUACGUACUCUGAAUGGGCCGAAAGGACGUGGGAAUGGGAGCAGUCUAUAGGACUCAUGAGCUCAGAUUUCCAUUUCUUCGAUGGCACCGGCGACUCUGAAAACUGUACCACCAUCAACCGCAUUCAAUGGACCUACAACGCUGGUGUGCACAUGUCCGGUGCUGCUGCCAUGUGGAACGUUACUCAAAGCCAGCUGUGGAAAGAUAGACUUCAAGGCAUCGUCAACGGAGUCGACGUCUUCUUCAAGGAUGGCGUUAUGAGCGAAGUCGCUUGUGAGAAUAAUGGCAAGUGCGACAUCGACCAGCGCUCUUACAAAGCAUAUCUUGCCCGCUGGCUAGGAUACACGGCCAUUAUCGCUCCAUGGACACGCGACCAGAUCGACCCCUUGCUCAAGGCCUCAGCAAAGGCUGCUGCAGCCCAGUGUAAUGCUGGUGAAGACCAGGUAUCGUGCGGUCUCCGAUGGACCGACAAUGGCAUAAAUGACGGCAGCUUUGGUGUCGGUGAACAAAUGGCCGCCUUGGAAAUAGUGCAGGCAUUGCUCUAUCCUACUGUCGAUGGUCCGGCUACUACUGAAAGAGGCGGCAUUUCGAAGAGUGACCCCGACGCUGGAAUCGAGGCGCCCAACAAUAAUGGUUCUACUACUUCCAAUUCCAUCGCUACUAGAGAUAAUGUUGGUACUAAUAUCCUGACUGUCAUCGCAGUAGUUGGUUCGCUUGUCGGUACUUGGUGGUAG
Molecule: messenger RNA, 1344 nt
Organism: Alternaria atra
Lineage: Eukaryota; Fungi; Ascomycota; Dothideomycetes; Pleosporales; Pleosporaceae
Exons: 3
Coding region: 1-1344 (447 amino acids)
Biological process (GO): carbohydrate catabolic process; fungal-type cell wall biogenesis
Molecular function (GO): mannan endo-1,6-alpha-mannosidase activity
Source: RefSeq, a predicted model, not a curated record